CACAUAUAUCUAUACAUAUUAAUCGAUCAAUUAAUUAGGGAAAUUUUUGAGAUGGGUUUACAUGGGAAAUUGAUUGCAGCAGUAGAAUUCAGAGCUGGUGGAGAUGUGUUCCACGAGCUUCUCAAGAACAAUCCACAUAAUUUUUCCACAAUGAGCCCUGAAAUAGUGCAAGGUUGUGAUCUUCAUGAGGGUGAAUUUGGUGAUGUUGGUUCCAUCAUUUGUUGGAGGUACACUCAGGAUGGGAAAGAGAAGAGAGCGAAGCAGGUGAUCCAAUCGAUCGAUGAAGAUAAAAAAUUGAUUAAAUUCAAGGUGCUUGAGGGAGACUUAAUGGAGCUAUACAAAGAUUUCGUUAUUAUAGUCCAUGUGGAGACACAUGGAGGAACUGAUUUGGUGACGUCGACAUUAGAAUACGAGAUGCUUAAUGAAGAAGUAGAGCAUCCCAUCUCGUUGCUUUCCAACUUCAUCAACGUCAUCAAAGACAUCGAAACUCAUCAUCUUGGCCAACCUUGAAUGUUCACUAUUAGCCAUUUCCAACAAGAACGUGUGGUAUUCAAUAAUGUUUGAUACUUAGAUGUGUGUGUGUGAGAGAGAGAGAGAGUGAGAAUUUGUCCAGUGAUGUGUGAUUACUUUAAUGUUUCGAAGUUAUUGUAUUUAGCUCUUCUAUUCCUACUGCAACAUUGUAUGCAAGCCAGUGAUGUGUGAUUAAAAAAUAAAAGGAUUAUUUUUAAAAAAUUGCA
Molecule: messenger RNA, 737 nt
Organism: Salvia miltiorrhiza (redroot sage)
Lineage: Eukaryota; Viridiplantae; Streptophyta; Magnoliopsida; Lamiales; Lamiaceae
Product: kirola-like
Exons: 2
Coding region: 52-510 (152 amino acids)
Biological process (GO): defense response
Source: RefSeq, a predicted model, not a curated record